AUGUCCUGUCGUUCCUACAGGAUCAGCCCAGGGUGUGGCAUUACCAGAAACUUCAGCUCCUGCUCCGCGGUGGCCCCCAAAACCGGCAGCCGCUGCUGUAUCAGCGCUGCGCCCUUCCGAGGAGUGUCCUGCUACCGGGGACUGACCGGCUUCAGCAGCCGAAGCCUCUGCAACCCGAGUCCCUGUGGGCCACGCAUGGCUGUUGGAGGCUUCCGCGCCGGCUCCUGCGGACGCAGCUUCGGGUACCGCUCAGGGGGCGUCUGCGGGCCCAGCCCUCCCUGCAUCACCACCGUCUCCGUCAACGAGAGCCUGCUCACGCCCCUCAACCUGGAGAUCGACCCCAAUGCUCAGUGCGUGAAGCAUGAGGAGAAGGAGCAGAUCAAGUGCCUCAACAGCAAGUUCGCGGCCUUCAUCGACAAGGUGCGCUUCCUGGAGCAGCAGAACAAGCUACUGGAGACCAAGUGGCAGUUCUACCAGAACCAGAGAUGCUGCGAGAGCAACUUGGAGCCGCUGUUCACCGGCUACAUCGAGACGCUGAGGCGGGAGGCUGAGUGUGUGGAGGCCGAUGGCGGGAGGCUGGCUGCUGAGCUCAACCACGUGCAGGAGGCCAUGGAGGGCUACAAGAAGAGGUAUGAAGAGGAGGUGGCCCUGAGGGCUACGGCGGAGAAUGAAUUUGUGGUCCUAAAGAAGGAUGUGGACUGUGCCUACUUACGGAAAUCAGACCUGGAGGCCAACGUGGAGGCCUUGGUGGAGGAGUCCAGCUUCCUGAAACGCCUCUACGAAGAGGAGAUCUGUGUUCUCCAAGCCCACAUCUCAGACACCUCGGUCAUCGUCAAGAUGGACAACAGCCGGGACCUGAACAUGGACUGCAUCGUGGCUGAGAUCAAGGCUCAAUAUGACGACAUCGCCAGCCGCAGCCGGGCAGAGGCCGAGUCCUGGUACCGCACCAAGUGCGAGGAGAUGAAGGCCACGGUGAUCCGGCACGGAGAGACCCUGCGCCGCACCAGGGAGGAGAUCAAUGAGCUGAACCGCGUGAUCCAGAGGCUGACGGCUGAGGUGGAGAAUGUCAAGGGCCAGCGUGCCAAGCUGGAGGCCGCAGUGGCUGAGGCAGAGCAGCAGGGAGAGGCCGCCCUCACUGAUGCCCGCUGCAAGCUGGCUGAGCUGGAGGCUGCCCUGCAGAAGGCCAAGCAGGACAUGGCCUGCCUGCUCAAGGAGUACCAGGAGGUGAUGAACUCCAAGCUGGGGCUGGACAUCGAGAUCGCCACCUACAGGCGCCUGCUGGAUGGCGAGGAGCAGAGGCUGUGCGAGGGUGUGGGCUCUGUGAAUGUCUGUGUCAGCAGCUCCCGUGGAGGAGUCACAUGUGGGGGUCUCACAUCUGGCACAACCCCAGGGCGCCAGAUUGCCUCUGGCCCCUCAGCCACCGGGGGCAGCAUCACAGUGAUGGCUCCUGACUCCUGCUCUCCUUACCAGCCACGCACCUCCAGCUUCAGCUGUGGGAGCAGCCGCUCAGUGCGCUUUGCUUAG
This is a messenger RNA of Psammomys obesus (fat sand rat), 1524 nucleotides long. RefSeq names its product keratin, type II cuticular Hb5. Bases 1 to 1524 code for a protein of 507 amino acids. Gene Ontology annotation, biological process: intermediate filament organization; keratinization. The transcript is spliced from 9 exons. NCBI's taxonomy places the organism in Eukaryota, Metazoa, Chordata, Mammalia, Rodentia, Muridae. The record is from RefSeq and is a predicted model, not a curated record. Gene Ontology annotation, molecular function: structural constituent of skin epidermis. Gene Ontology annotation, cellular component: keratin filament.